AUGCGUACCAACGCCAGGCACUCCCCAGCGCACUUGACUGCAGAGGCCCGCGCCAACGCGAUCAGUGUUGGCAAGGACCGGCAGAUCCGUGACCUGCAGCAGACGGUGGUCAACCAGCAGGCCCAGCUCAACGCCCCGCCGCAGCCGAUCAUCGUUCAGCAAGCGCCAGGUCCGCAGCGCUUGCACAUCCGCGUCCACGCCCCGCGCACGUUCUCCGGUGUCUCCAACGACAAGGGCGUUUAUGACCCCACGCCACAGGACUUCGUCUGGAACGUGCGGAACUACCUCGUUGCCGAAGAGGAAGCCGCCGGUAACCCGCUCACGGACCACAACAAGAUUGUCCUGGUCUCCACGCUUCUUGACCAAUCCGCCGCCAUGUGGUACGAGCAGAUCAUGGCCGAAUAUGCGGAGUAUCGGCGGAUGGCGCUUCAAGCCCAGCAGCAGGGACACCCGGUACCGGCUUACACUGGCCCGCUCGUC
Messenger RNA from Peniophora sp. CBMAI 1063, 480 nucleotides. The record is from the annotation of a GenBank genome assembly. Lineage: Eukaryota; Fungi; Basidiomycota; Agaricomycetes; Russulales; Peniophoraceae.